CUCUGUAAACUUUUUUGACUUAAGAUGCACCAUGACCUUCCCUUUUUUUUUUUUUUUUAAGAUGUCUAAUUUCUAGUUUCUUCUGUCUCUUAAUUUUCUGGGAUUAUUAUAGACAAAUAUAUUAGAUACCUCAUCUGAAACAAUAAUAUUUAAUUAGACUUUUGGUAGUUCUCUUGCCUAUUUUGUCUUGUAUGCAAAUUUAGUUAGCAUGAUGCUUAUUUGUUUUCUUAGGUCACUAACAAGCAUAUGAGUUAGAUUCUAUGCUAAUUCACAUGUUCAGCUUGUGUAUUUGUUCUGUUCAUGUCAGUAAGUUUUUAACUGUUGUUCCGUGUUGUUUGCAUCUAGUAUAAAUUAAUGUUAGUAUAACUAUAAUUCUGUAACCUUUUCAGCUGUACGAAUUAAAAUGUUAAUUUUCUGUUUCAGUCAGCAAACUGAUUAUUAACUUGAAAUCAUUCAGCUACAGUAAUCACACCAAAUUUUGGUGAACAGUAGUGGCCAUGUUCUCUGGGUACUACUUAACAAAAUAGUCUGUGUUCUGUAGUCAGAUUUGUAUGCUUGUUUUGUUUAUUUAAAGUAUUUUGCUCUCGAUGCUCAAGAUGCAGAAUCUGAUUACCAGAUUACUGGGGACUGGCAAGCCCAGAAUUUGUUUCACUUUUUUGAAGCAACAGCGUUGUACAAUACAGUUGCACAAUAAAUUGCAAAGAAACAACUCAAAAAAACCAUGGUGUAUUUCUUGUGGAUGAUACGCUAAUACCUCAGCGGUCUGAGUGUUUCUUCUUGUUAAGCAAUGUGGAACACUGCCUCUGGAAGUUAUCGCUGUCCUCCUUUCUCUAAAAUAACACUGCCUUCAGAUAUGGCAGAUGUAAAACAGCUGCUCUUUGAAUUUGCCUGCAUCAUGUACUUCUCAUAAUAUUUCAUUAUAAACAGGAAAUAUUUAACAUAUACCUUGCUAACUAUCUCUAAAAAGUACUUUGUGUAUCUGACACAGGCAAAUCUAACAUAUGAAUUAAUGCAUUGAGAGCAGUGAUGCUGAUGGAUGCUGCCUCUUUGUUUUCUUGUCCCUCUGUUCUGCUGUAUCAUUGGCACCCCUCCACAUCAGUAUCAGCAGGAUCUCCCCUAUCAGGAUUAGUAGCGUGCUGUGUCUCCAGAAGUUUUGAUUUUGUGAGGAGCCCUCAGUUGGAUUUUUUUUCUUGUCAGUGGUUUCCUGCCUUUUUUUUGCGUGUGCCCAGUGUCACUGUGAACUGUUGUCUUCUCUUCCUUUUCUUGCUGUUACCAGUUGUGAUGAUACAAGGAUGAGUCUUUUACACCAUGCCUACUAGUAUUUCCCCCGUAAAUGAACUCUGACAGACAACUUUUCCAUUUUCAGUAUGUGACAUUCUUAAUGAGCAACCUCUUUUAUUACUUUUUAACAGGCCUAAUAUGAAAACGUUUGUUUUCCUUUUGUUCUGUUUUAACCAGUUCGGCAAUACCUGCUACUGCAACUCAGUCUUACAGGCACUUUAUUUUUGUCGUCCAUUUCGGGAAAAAGUUUUGGCAUACAAAGUGCAGCCUCGAAAGAAGGAAAGCCUCCUGACAUGCCUCUCUGAUCUCUUCAACAGUAUUGCUACGCAAAAGAAGAAGGUGGGAGUCAUCCCACCCAAGAAAUUUAUUUCCCGAUUGAGGAAAGAAAAUGAAUUAUUUGAUAAUUACAUGCAGCAGGAUGCACAUGAAUUCCUAAACUACCUACUUAACACUAUUGCUGACUUACUACAAGAAGAGAAAAAGCAGGAGAAGCAGAAUGGCAAACUCCAGAAUGGCAGCAUUGAGAGUGAAGAAGGAGACAAGACUGAUCUGACGUGGGUCCAUGAAAUCUUCCAAGGAACACUAACCAAUGAAACCAGAUGUCUUAACUGUGAGGCUGUUAGUAGCAAAGAUGAGGACUUUCUGGAUCUAUCGGUUGAUGUGGAACAAAAUACAUCAAUUACACACUGUCUAAGAGGGUUUAGUAAUACUGAAACUCUAUGCAGUGAAUAUAAAUACUAUUGUGAGCAGUGCCGCAGUAAACAGGAAGCACAGAAGAGAAUGAGAGUGAAAAAGUUGCCCAUGAUUCUAGCUCUGCACUUAAAAAGGUUCAAAUACAUGGACCAGCUGCAUCGAUACACCAAACUCUCCUACCGUGUAGUCUUUCCCUUGGAGCUCCGGCUCUUUAACACUUCAGGAGAUGCUACAAAUCCUGACAGAAUGUAUGACCUUGUGGCUGUAGUUGUUCACUGCGGCAGUGGUCCAAAUCGUGGACAUUAUAUCACCAUUGUGAAGAGCCAUGGCUUUUGGUUGCUGUUUGAUGAUGACAUUGUAGAGAAAAUUGAUGCCCAGGCCAUUGAAGAAUUCUAUGGGUUAACAUCAGACAUUUCCAAAAACUCAGAAUCUGGAUAUAUCCUCUUCUACCAGUCAAGAGACUAAGACAAAAGAUACAUGUAUACAAAUAAAAGAAAAAAGGGAUCAAGAUAUGUCCAAAUGGAACAUAUUUGUGACAGCAGAAGCAGUUCCUCGUUGUUGCUGUAGGACCAGGACAGAUCCAGCAGGGUGAAUACAGGUUUCUCCCUGCCAUUUUGUGGAGGAUUAGUGCUGACUGCCGUAACAAGAAGAGCUUUUGUUCCAGUUUUCUUUCUGGGCUUUUUUUACGUGCUAUCUUCCAAAAUCUGUGUUACCUCUACUUGAAACCUGGCUGCUUAUUUGUUCAUGAACUGAAGAAGAGAUUUAAAAGUAGCAUUGUAGAAUUUUUACCAUUUAAUGUUGGCCUGAGGCUAUACCUUGGUUUCUACCAUCGUCGUUUUUCUGUAUUUUAGCAGAAUGAUUUCAAUAUUCAGUGUCAGCUGAAGGCAUAUUUUAGGAUAUGAACAGCAGCUGGUUGCUGGAUAUUUUUGGUGACUCAGACUUGAGAAGCAGUACAAAGCUAAGACAUAUUGGAAAUGUCAAGUCUGUAAUUUUUAUAAAAAAAACAGACAAAAAAACUCUCUCUGCAGCAUUGUAAAUUUCCCCAUUAUGCAUUAUCUUGGUUUUAGAUAACACUAACAGCGCUGCUUCUCUUUAUAUUUUUAUUUUUACUGUUCUGUUUCUUCAGAAGGUAUAGAACUUUGUCCAUAUUCAGGCUAGUCUGUUGUGCGUUUUUCUUUUGAAGCAGAAGUUUUGACUCAAAGCCACAUUGCUGCAGGUUUAAGGGGAGCAGAAAAGCAGUUACCUUUGGAGGACUAUGUCUGGCAACCAGUCGCUGUAGAAAGUUUGAAGUUACAGCAUUUCUUGGAGCUAUUGCGUAAACCAAAAGUGCCCUCAUUCUGAAACAGGAUCUGUUCAACAUUUCAUUCAAUACAUAGUAAACUGAUGCAACUAGCAUUUUGAAUCUAUGCUAAUACACAGAAACAGCACUAAUUGUGAAGGGUUAACCGAGGGAAGCAUUAUUUAUGUAACUAAUCCAGUUGUUCUUAGUCUUCAAGAUAAUGAACAAGUAAGAAGGAAAACCAACCAACCAACCCAGACAUUACCUUGCUAAGUGUUCCUCAUCAUCUGUUGGUAAUGUUUGUAUCGAUCUGGGAAUCAUAACACCCCCCUAAAAAUGCUUCUGAUUGUUUUACCUCUAUAGGCCUUGCUUAACAGGGGAAAUUGUUAGUCUUUUGAAGACUGAAAUUAAGUAAUUAUCCGUUACGUGUGUAUAUAUUAUAAUCUCAAGGAUAACUAGAAAGAAAAGGCUAAGGAAGUUUGUAAGAAAUCUCAGAAAAUCUCCUGUAAUUUUCUUUUUGAAAAGUCCUGUUGCCGUGCCAAAGCUUGUCGCAGCUGGCUCUAAACUACCAGUGGAAAUGACUAUUUUCCUUUCUUCAUCUUGUUAGGUGGCACAAGAGCUGUCCUCUGUGUGGUUGCUCCCAGCACAGCCGUUCACGGUAUAUGCCGGUGAUUGUUGUUCUUGGGGACAUUUAACUUAUGCAAUUCUGUGGCUUGUACAGGAUAUAAAAUAUUUUACCAAAAUAUUGUCCUCAGGAAAACAGCAUUUCACAAACAGUUUCUUGUGGUGGCUGUAUGUAUCUGUUUCUUCUUAUCAUGACCAGAAAUGUAAUGUUAGCAAUUAACUCCUGUCUUCAAAAUGCAAAUUAAUCAUUACCAUUGUAUUCCAACUGGGUACAGGUUCCAUUCUCCCGGCACAUCUCCUCUUCCAGAAGAUAAAAUACGGACAUUGGGUUUUUUAAUUAUUUUUUAUUAUACAGAGUACUGUCAUUUUAAGAGACAUAUUCAAUAACAGCAAACGUUUUUGUCAUCUCGUUCCUAUUGUGUGGAAAUUGUUCCUGGCUAAGAGUCUUCUCCCCUUGUUCACACACAAGCUGUGAGUCCUCUCCUGGUGGCGCUACCAGAAGCCUGUCAUCACUAAGUCUUGCAAAAAAAAAUAAAAAGAGAGCACUGAGUUAAAAAUAAUCUAAACAGUAAAUACAAAAAUUAAUGUAGUACACUAGACAUGUAUUUUGUAUAUCUGGCGAUACAUUUUUACAAAUAAAAUACCUGACUGAGAGAUAAUAUUGAAAGAUAUAUACUAUAGAUUAAAAACUGUUAAAAGUGCACUUUUGCUACAGAUUUAUAAGGAGACUAAAAGGAAUUAAAUUGGAAGAGAAUGGUGUGAUGUUACUUCUGUAUAAUAAAUGACCCCACCCGUCUCCAAUAAAGGUCAUGUAUGAU
Aptenodytes forsteri (emperor penguin) is the source of this 4695-nucleotide messenger RNA. RefSeq names its product ubiquitin carboxyl-terminal hydrolase 12-like. Gene Ontology annotation, molecular function: cysteine-type endopeptidase activity; cysteine-type deubiquitinase activity. Gene Ontology annotation, biological process: protein deubiquitination. Gene Ontology annotation, cellular component: cytosol; nucleus. The transcript has 7 exons. The record is from RefSeq and is a predicted model, not a curated record. The coding region runs from base 1420 to 2439 and encodes 339 amino acids. NCBI's taxonomy places the organism in Eukaryota, Metazoa, Chordata, Aves, Sphenisciformes, Spheniscidae.